Molecule: messenger RNA, 1566 nt
Organism: Hirsutella rhossiliensis
Lineage: Eukaryota; Fungi; Ascomycota; Sordariomycetes; Hypocreales; Ophiocordycipitaceae
Product: ubiquitin-conjugating enzyme E2 Q2
Exons: 3
Coding region: 1-1566 (521 amino acids)
Source: RefSeq, a predicted model, not a curated record
AUGAGCCUCAAGAGGUUUUACCACGACCUGGCCCUCGCCAAAAGGGCCCAGUUCGACAACGUCUCCAACAUCCGCAAGGGCGAAUUGAACGAUAGCAUCGCAUUCACCUUUGCCCACCCGGAUCUGGAGAGCCCCGUCGACGUGGAAUUCGUCAUUCAUGAUGUCGCCGACUAUCUGACCGAUGCAAAGUUCAUGGUCUUGACCUCCUCAGACAGCCUUCAAACGACAAAACUUGCCGACUUCCUCCAAGCUCUUUCUGCUCGGAUCCCUCGCAACAGCACCGUUGGCGACAUUGUUUUGCUCGUCUCCAACAGGCUCGCCACCAAAAUGGAGUCUGGCGCCCAAAGCUCCGAGUCAGAGGGCUUUGAUGGCCUCGAUAUUGACGACGAUUUCUUUUCGGACACAAACAUGGACGACGAGCUUGAUGAUGAGGCCGACAUUCAAAUGACGCCUGCGGAUCCCUUUGGCACUCUCGUUGACCGCCACCGCAUCGAAAUGCUGAAGAAGUCUCUACAAGAGACUCAGUCAGCGGGACUAUGUCUUGGCCUUUUCCCGGCCGUGCCAGCGCGGAUGCCCGAAGCCGUCUCGCUCUCCAUCCGAGUCUCGCAGCUCGGGCUUCCCGACGACACUCUGGAGGCGUGGGACCUCAAGUAUCUCGAGCUCUCUGCCGAACAGGAGCUUGUCCGUUUUCGAUUUGGCAAAUGCGCAGCUGCCAAGCCGUCCAUGGACUCAGUUUGCCCCAUCGUUGGAAGUCGAUACACGGAAAGUAACCCGGGCGAGACCGACAACUGCAUCUUCGACUCCUCCGGCUUCCUGCCGACUUGCAUGUCCGCCUCCAUCAAUCGCCUGCUGAAUCAGUGUCUUCACAGAUUGAUCGCUCUCCGCAGAGGCCAUGGGCUUUCUUGGACCGCGGCACAAGAGGCGAUGCAAGCAAUGGAGCAGGGCUCUGCCUUUCGGGAUCCCACAAGCCGGGGCGAUCGUGCAGAUGAAGCAAUCAUUGGCCCGCGGGCUCCCACCCUUCUGGGUAAAGACUUCGCAGUCGACUGUGAGGAGCACUUCAGCAUUCCUUUGGUUGCCAUGCAAGUUGCGCUUCGGCAGUUUGUGCGUUGCACCGAGUUCUGCAUGGUCUGCUACGGGAAACUCGACCACGGACCUGGCUCGCUGAAGCCGUACGUCUGCGCCAAGCCUCUGUGUCUGUACCAGUAUCUCUCUCUGGGCUUUGGCCCGAGCGUCGAGCACGAAAUCAUCAACAGCCCGCACGUCGUCGAUCUUCUCAUUUCCUUCUUCUAUUCCGCUGUCUGGAAUGAUCGGCUUCGCGAGUUCCCGACAGGCCUCCCGCUCAAGGUACCCGACUUCCAGGAGCCAGCCAAAAGCAUCGCCGCCCAGGUUCAACUCAAGGACAACACGAUUCGCAUCCGACCGGACCACAGCGAGGCACACCAGGCCAUCAAAUCUGGUGAUUUUGUUGCUCUAUUCACAUCGGAUGUCAGGAGUGAGUUCUUCUUCCCCUUCUCCCCCCAGACGACCGUCACCAAGCCUUGCGCAGUGUGUCCAUCAAUCAAGUAA